Messenger RNA from Aspergillus viridinutans, 498 nucleotides. Its product is annotated as F1F0 ATP synthase subunit delta. The record is from RefSeq and is a predicted model, not a curated record. Gene Ontology annotation, biological process: proton motive force-driven ATP synthesis. The coding region runs from base 1 to 498 and encodes 165 amino acids. The transcript is spliced from 6 exons. Lineage: Eukaryota; Fungi; Ascomycota; Eurotiomycetes; Eurotiales; Aspergillaceae. Gene Ontology annotation, molecular function: proton-transporting ATP synthase activity, rotational mechanism.
AUGAGCUCUCUUCGCUUCGCUCGCUCUGCUCUCAGGGCUCGUCCCUCUGCUCUCCGCGUGCCUCUCCAGCGCAGAGGCUACGCUGAGGCUGUGUCGGACAAGAUCAAGCUUUCUCUGGCCCUUCCUCACCAGACUAUCUUCAAGUCGACCGGCGUUGUCCAGGUCAACAUCCCCGCCGAGUCCGGAGAGAUGGGUGUCCUCGCCAACCACGUUCCCUCCAUUGAGCAGCUCAAGCCCGGUCUCGUUGAGAUCGUUGAGGAGGGUGGUGCCAACAAGAAGUUCUUCCUCUCUGGUGGCUUCGCCGUCGUUCAGCCUGACUCAGCUCUGAGCAUCAACGCCGUGGAGGCAUACCCCCUCGAGGACUUCAGCGCCGAUGCUGUCAAGUCCCAGAUCGCCGAGGUCCAGAAGAUUGCCAAUGGUAGUGGCAGCGAGCAGGACAUUGCUGAGGCCAAGAUUGAGCUCGAGGUUCUGGAGACCCUGCAAGCCGUCCUGAAAUAG